AUGUCAAACGCUCUUGACUACGACGCGGAAGAUCCUCUCACUAGCACCGUCAAACCAUUGACAAACUCAACCAUUACUGUUAGAGUCAUCAAGUCGUUUCCCUACAGGAACAUCAAAAAUAUUGUCUUUUCUGAUUAUGACUUGAAAAACAAAACUUCUGAGAAUUUGUUAGAGGACUCGCUCGCUCAUAUUCGCAAUACGGGUGCCUUCAGGCCCUUCAGAAACGUAGAGUACGACACGCUCAAGGUAUAUACACAUGCGCAUGGCUCGAAAACCGUGAACCUUGUAAUCAACUUUGACCAUGACGACGACUGGACUCUUGACACGAAGGAUUCAACUAAGAAGCUGGUGGAUUACGGUAUCGGUAAUGAGACUGAAAUUUCACUCUUCAAAUGGGACGACUAUGUGACUUUCAAGGCCAAUCCCCAAGAAAAAUGGUGA
Molecule: messenger RNA, 441 nt
Organism: Lachancea mirantina
Lineage: Eukaryota; Fungi; Ascomycota; Saccharomycetes; Saccharomycetales; Saccharomycetaceae
Source: the annotation of a GenBank genome assembly